Sclerotinia sclerotiorum 1980 UF-70 is the source of this 3480-nucleotide messenger RNA. RefSeq lists its product as hypothetical. The transcript is spliced from 2 exons. Gene Ontology annotation, molecular function: protein binding. Bases 1 to 3480 code for a protein of 1159 amino acids. NCBI's taxonomy places the organism in Eukaryota, Fungi, Ascomycota, Leotiomycetes, Helotiales, Sclerotiniaceae. Gene Ontology annotation, biological process: tRNA methylation. The record is from RefSeq and is a predicted model, not a curated record. Gene Ontology annotation, cellular component: cytoplasm.
AUGUCUUCUUUCAAGGCCAUUCAUGGCAUCAUUGUCAGAGAAUUAGACGGCGAUUCUAGUGAUGACCUACAGCUAGUCAUCUGGGGUGGCCAAUGUUUGACCUUAAUUUGUAGAUCCCAAAUCGAGGAGAUCAUCUCUCAAAGUGUGGUUAGUAUCACAGAGACCGCGACAUCCACCAGUGAUUGGGUCCUCAGUGUUGCCUUUUGUCCUUGGGAAAAGCAGGGCUGUGUUGCAGUUACUGCCCAUAAUGCAAUGAUUCAAGCAACUCUAUCGAAAGGAGACGGACCGAUAAGAUUGCGACAGUUACAACCUUCUUCGCGGUCCAUGUUGUACUCUGCUAGUCUUGUUUGCGAAAAUCAAGAUACUGUUAUAGUAGCAGCGGGAACUAUCUUCGGCGAGAUUAUCGUUUGGAAAUGUGUUGCUACCAAAGAUAGAUCUACAUAUCACAAUGAAGCUCUCUUCGUUUUUACUGGCCAUGAAGGUUCAAUUUUCGGUGUCGACAUAUCUCCACAGAUUAUGGGUGAUGAUGGAAAGACCACUCGGUUGCUAGCAAGUUGUAGCGAUGAUCGUACUAUACGGAUAUGGAACCUUGCAGAAGGUUUACAAAGUGAUGUAGACGCCAUGAAGUUAGCUGCCGACUUAUUGCCACGAGAAACAGGUUUCGGCGAGCCUGCAGAAGCUCAGCAUGACUCUAAUGGUUCCAAUAGAUGUGUUGCUGUAACCAUGGCUCAUGCAUCUCGUAUCUGGAGUGUCAAAUUUCAUUGCACUGAUGUUUCAACGUUUGGCACUUCCCCAAUUACUGUUCUCUCUUUUGGGGAAGAUUCAACAGCUCAGCAAUGGGCACUAGGACUUGGGAGUGAACUGCAGAAUGGAGGUAAAGCUUCUGGUAUUCUGGAGCUUGAUGUUUCAAAACUUAGCUCAAAUGUUCGUGCUGAGCUGACGCAUAUCAAAACAUUCGCUUUCCACACUGGGAAGCACAUUUGGUCGGCUGCCGUCACCCAGAUAGAAAACAAUCGGAGUUUGCUUGCCACUGGUGGAGCGGAUGGAAAAAUAUCAACCUACUGUUUUGACGAAGUAAAGAAGACUGAAUUAUUCUCUACUGACCCGUUAUGCAAUGUCGCCGCUGGAGCUCUUGCAAUAGAUCACUCGGUUGAAGGUUCAUUUUCCUCGUUAGCUUUUGAGCUUGAAGAUGUGUUCAAAUCUCUUACUUCCGCCGAUUCUUGUUCUGAAAGGAAAGAGGAGCAAAAGCAGGAAUCCUUGGUAUCAAGGAAGAAGGCGCCCAAAGAUGCGUUCAAUCGCUAUGCAUUUGUAUCUGAAAAUGCCUUCCUGAUUACAACAACAUUUGGGAAAAUUCUUCGAGCAACUAUCGAGGAUAAGAUUACGUUCGAAGAACUUUUUCUGCCAGAAUCAAGUACUCAAGAUCUUAAGUCGUACUCCAUUCUAAAAGGAAAUUCGACUCUGGAAUUGUGCUUUUUGGCGGGCACCAAUGGAAGGAUAUUUCUGUAUCAACCAGGUUCGCCCAUCGUCGAGAUAGGGUGUGUUGAGCGAAAACCAUCCGAUAUGUUCAUUGUCCAAAAAAAUGGCAAUAUAUCAUUUGAUUUAUUGAUAACAUUAGUAGGAACCCAAGAAUUGACGGCGUUAUCCUUCGAUUUGCAAUCUUCCGGCCAACAGCCUGUUGUCAAUAGAAAGACCCUCUCAUUACCUCCAAAGUUCAUAGUCACAGGUGCUGGUAGAUGUGACGAUAAUCUCGUCCUUGGCUCUAGAGAAGGAGCAAUUGCAGUACACGACAUGAGCAGCAACUCUUUAACUACCUGGAAUUCGCCGGGCAGAAAAGAUGCCAUCACUUCCAUUGUCUCUGUACCAAAUCCUGAAUCUCAACAAACUACAAGCUAUUUCGCAAUCACGAGUCGAGAUGGGCUGUAUGCCAUACUGUCUUACGAUAAUGCUCAACCCGAAGCCACAAAAAUUUCAUGUGUACAUUCGGCUGCACCACCAUUUGGACCUAUGAUUGAAGCCUGCUGGUUUCAAGAUUCUGACCUAAUUCUAUAUGGAUUCAAAGGCAAAAGCCUGAUCGUCUGGAAUGAGACGAAACAGUCUGAAGUUAUGCGUAUCGAAUGCGGAGGAGCUCAUCGAGCUCAUGCAUAUUCCCCACUAAAGAGUGCUGAUGGAGGCGGCAGUGGGCAUUUGAUAUACACAAAGGCAUCACAACUAUACCUUCAUUCCCAAAAAGUUCCUUCACAUCGCACUAUUAAACCCGGCGGGCAUGGACGAGAAAUUAAAGCAUGUGCUGUAGGAGGCUUUCCCCAAAUGAUAGCUACCGGUGCUGAAGAUACCAAUAUAAGAAUAUGGCGGUACCAAAACACCAAUAACCACAGCCCCGACUCGCAAACCCUCACCUGCCUCUCUGUAAUUCAAAAACAUACAGCAGGACUCCAACAUCUUCAUUGGCACAACUCAAACUAUCUCUUUAGCAGCGGCGGCGUCGAAGAAUUCUACAUCUGGUCCAUUCAAGAAAUCCCUGGAUUCGGUCUCGGAGUAAUCAGUGAAGCAUCAUGUCCUGACCCUACCGACGAGCAAGAUUUACGCAUUAUGUCUUUUGACGUGUCGGAUAUUCCCGGAAGUCAUUCCGAGGAAAUGAUUAUUACUCUUGUCUAUUCAGAUUCUACAAUGCGGACUUACGUCUAUUCUAAAAAGAGAGGGUGGAAAUUAUUAGCGAGUGGAAGGUAUACUUCAGCAUGUCUGAUGCAAAUCAUCCAUCUCCGCAUCUCUCAGACGGAAAUAAAAUUUUUGACCGCUGCCACGGAUGGAAGUCUCUGUAUCUGGACCACUCCACUUACUCUCCUCCACCAGGAUCAAGUCUCUACCACUUUACCUCAAACCCCAGAACCCACACUCCUGUCUCACACAAAAAUUCAUCAAAAUGCCAUCAAAACCCUCUCUUACAAAUAUACCUCCAGCAGCAGCACUCCGCAUCUAGUAGUGAUAACAGGUGGUGAUGAUAACGCCAUAGGAAUCACCCUCUACCCACUAUCUCCGUGCAACCCCGAUGAAGAAUUCACAAAAUCGACUUCGAUGCUCCUGCCUGAUGCACAUGCGGCUGCUGUGACGGGUAUUUCUUUUCUUCCAGACCCUUCCAAUCUUCCCAAUAUCUCAGAUGAGAAGACGGAGAAGAAGGGAAAGAAAGACAAAAAUAAUCAAGAAAAAGAAACUAUGUACAUACUAUCCACGAGCACGGAUCAACGAGUAAAAACAUGGCGUAUUGGUAUUUUAUCUAGAAACGAGGGAGAUGGGAUGUGUCCGGCAGAUGUGGAGAUGCUUGGGGAUGAGUUUACGGCGGUUAGUGAUAUUGGGGAUGUAGCUUUGAUUUGUGAGACUGAUGCGAUGGGGAAUGGGGAUGGGAAUGGGAAUGAAAAGGGGGCAAAAGCGGUUAUUGUUGGGAAUGGGAUGGAGAUUUGGGGAUUUGGGGGUUUGGGGAGGUGA